Molecule: messenger RNA, 1356 nt
Organism: Acomys russatus (golden spiny mouse)
Lineage: Eukaryota; Metazoa; Chordata; Mammalia; Rodentia; Muridae
Product: tripartite motif-containing protein 43-like
Exons: 6
Coding region: 1-1356 (451 amino acids)
Molecular function (GO): zinc ion binding; protein binding
Source: RefSeq, a predicted model, not a curated record
AUGGAGUCAGACAUCUCACAAGCCUUCAAGGAAGAGCUCACCUGCCUAAUCUGUUUGGCCAGCCUUACAAACCCAGUCACUAUCAGCUGUGGCCACAGCUUCUGUCGGGCCUGCCUCUGUCUUUCCUGGGAAGACAAGCAGCUCCCUGUUCCCUGCCCCACUUGUAGGCAUCCAUCCCAGCAGAAGGACCUCAGAACCAACAUUCUUCUGAAGAGGCUGGUGUCCAUUGCCAGACAACACAGCCUUAUGAAGUACCUGAGCUCUGAGGAGCACAGGUGUGUGACCCACAAGGAGACAAAGAGGAUCUUCUGUGAGGAGAACUGGAUCCCCCUCUGUCAGUUGUGCUCUGACUCCCAGGAGCACAUGGGUCACAGACACUGUCCCAUUGAAGCAGCUGCUGAGGGGCAAAUGGAGAAACUUCUAAAGCAGAUGGCAUCUUUAUGGGCGAAGACCCAAGAAAAUCAGGAGAAUCUAGAGGCAGCGAAGACAAUGACAUCUCAGUGGAUGGACUAUGUGACUCUGCGGAAAAAGAUGAUCAGGGCAGAGUACAGGAAGCUGCACCCACGCCUCCAUGAGGAAGAAAGGCAGCAUCUAGAGUGUGUGAACCACGAAGGCCAAACUGUUUUAGAGGAACUCAGGAAAAGUGAAGCCAUGAUGGUCCAAAAGGGGAAUCAGCUGAUCGAGAUGUAUCAAGAGCUGAUGACGAUGUCCCAGCAGCCAUAUGUGCUGCUGCUGCAGGAUUUGGAGGACAUGUUCAUGAGGAGUGAGUCAGUGCAGCUGUGUCUGCCCCAGGCUAUGAAACCAGAGCUCAGGGCCCUGCCCAUCACUGGACUGACUGAAAGGUCCAACUGCUUCCGAGUGAACAUUGCCUUUGAAAAUGUCACGAGAUUCACUUACAACAUCGACCGAUUAUUACGUAACUUGAGAAGAUUCUGCUCGACAUCUUGGUGUCAGGGGAUGACUGUGGAAUCUGCUCGACACACUUUUGCUGCCCGGGGAUCACAGAGCUUCACCUCUGGGAAAUAUUACUGGGAGAUCGAUUUGAGAGAUUCCUGGGACUGGGUUGUAGGGGUCUGUCAGGAUGACUGGUUAAUGGACACAAGGCACCAGAUUGACUCUAAGAUUUCAUUUCUCCUCUUGUGUGUGAAGGUGGAUACUCAUUACACUCUCUUCUCCAGCUUCCCAGGACUCCAGCACUAUGUAGAGAAGCCAGGGGGCCGGGUUGGCGUGCUCGUUGACUGUGAGGCUGGAUGUGUCAGCUUCUUGAAUGUAGCCAAGAGUUCCCUAAUAUACAGUUACCCUCCUGGAACCUUCCAUCCCCCUGUCAGGCCUUUCUUCUGCACUAGCCAUACAUGA